AUGUUCACAGCCCUGUACAGUGUUAUCAAGAAAAUUAGGACAAAGACAGUAUACACAGUUUGUUCUUAGAAAUCAUACAUUGCAAGCUCAACCUACAGAUUAGUUAUUAGUUAUCUGCUGGCAGAUAGACCUUUGUAUGAAAUUGUCCACCCGAACCUCAUCCUCAUUUCUUUGCGUUUGCUCAAUAGAGCGUAAUGCGGGAAAGGUCUAUUAGUGACUAAUCUGUAGGUUGUGUGCACGGAGGGAGGUGGGGGAGGGAAGUUCAGCACGCAUUGUUGUUGGUUAAGAAUUUACACAGUAAUGCAGGUAGUGUCGCUUCGAUUUUGCGAGGACAAAUACGAUAUGUGAGAAAAACAAAAAGGCAUGAGAUACAUUUUUUACAGUUAUUGAAUAUUAUUCUCUUUGCUGGUUCGCUUUUCACCUCUGAACUACCACACAAGGUGACUGCCUUGCAAGUUGCGAAAGUGUUUUUCAGUCCGUAUAGUGUACGAUCCCCACGAAAAUUUAUGGUUUGAAUUUUAAAUUCAACAUUAGCUUUUAAACCCAACUCUUCUAUUUGACCUUGCUCGCUGUGUAUUUUCAACUCGCUUCAUCAAAUUACAGUUACAUAGUAGAACUAUACUAUUUUCAACUCAACGCUGUGAAUAAAACUAUACAUACACUGGACAAAUUUUCCUACAUUGCUACUUUUUAUAAGCUUGAAUGCCUGAGCCAAUACUUGGUGCAUUUUUCUACUUACCGAGUCACAUUUCAAACUCGACCAUGUAUAUUUUCAACAAGACUUAUGAAUUUUUGUUUACACUACAGUGAUCAUUGAUCAAGACCAGGGAGCCCCCCCCCCUCCAUAGAAGCCUUUGUCGGAGUUAAGCUCAUUCAAAAGGUAUUACUAUUAAGGGAAAAAAUACACACUCCAGUCAAAAGACUCAUAUUAUCUUUAGAAAAACAAUAAGCUAAAGUCUACUAAGUCACAAUGCAAUUAUCUAUAGUUGAUGCACCUCAUUCUUAUAAUUUUGGAUCUGUAAAUCACUAUCUGUGAUAAUUUAAUAUCCUGCAAAGAAAACUACUAAACGAGUUAGGCCCAGAAUGAUACAAGAUUGCAGAAAAACAUUACAUUAAAGGACUAGAGAAAAUCGCUUAAAAUAUUCAAAUCCAGAAGGCCCUUUAGAGAAAAUUAGAACCCUUAUUCAGCCGUAAUAAAAAGCUUUAUGCUUUAAAAGAGGUCAAAGAAAAUGCUCUUGCGUCAGAGGACAAAUCCUGCCGACCAGAAACAAAAACCACAGUAAAUCAAUAUGUGUUCCAUGACCUCUCAGUGUGAAACAAGUGCCAAAAAUCACAUUUGUUCAGUGAAAUUGUAGAACCUUCCAGAGCAUAAUCUACCCAGCAGGGGAAAAAAACUUAUUGGAAUGAGCAACAUUUUGGUAGGAGGUGAAAGUCGUUUUAAUAGGCCUACCAACCAACCCCUUUUAUUGCUGUGCGCUCGAUAAACAUGCUAUGGCAGAUCCCAUGCCAGCCACGGUAGAAUCAGGUAAAUCCCACUAUUUACAGUGGUGCGAUUUGAAUACCCCACUCGAUGCAUGAAUCUGCUGUAAUCACCCAGCAUGCAAAGAAAGUAGUGUCCGAUAGCGCGGGGCUAGUGGAUUUUGCUCUCAGACUAGUGAGUUCUGUUAUUAACUUGCCCAAUGGGCAAGUGAAGUUUUUUGAGGAAUUCAAAUUACAGAAGUACUGUCAAAUCAAUCUGCUCAUCAAAACAUUUUUGGGGCUAGUUGAAAUGAUGUUUGGGCUAGUAAAUGUUAGCUUCAGCUGUAAAAAUGACUUUCUUUGCACCCUGUCACCAUACUGAUAGGAAUCUAAGCAAGUGCAAACUCUGCCGCCAUGUUUGUGCAAUAUGCACGAAGCACGAUGGACUAAAGAGCCACCCACCCGACAAAGGCUUCUAUUGUCUUGACCCAGGGAGGCUUCCUGGUGUUGAUCAAUGAUCACUGAAGCGUGAACGAAAAUUCACAAGUCUUGUUGAAAAUACACAUGGUUGAGUUUGAAAUAUGACUCGGUAAGUGGCAAAAUACCCUGAGUAUUGGUUUAGGCAUUCAAGCUUAUAAAAAGUAGCAAUAUUAGAAAAUUUGUCUGGUGUAUAGUUUUAUUCAUAGCGCCGAGUUGAAAAUUGCAUGGUUCUACUAUGUAAUUUGACGAAGCGAGUUGAAAAUACACAGCGAGCAAGGUCAAAUAGAAGAGUUGAGUUUAAAAGCUAAGGGACACGAGCAUAAAAACGUUUUCUUCUAAAGGAAGAGUGUAAAAUUUUGAAUUCAGCUAUAAAAUUCAAGUACCGAGGUUAGAGUUUUAAAUGAUGCAUUUAAAAUUGAAACCAUGAAUUUUGGCAGGGAUCGUACGCCAUAAGCCUGACUUUGUCUCUACCCCCUGGUGUGCACCAAGUGUGAUUUCUAAGAGGAAUGUCAAACUGUGUUCCAUGCAAUUCUGUGUUUGUCCUUGUUUUCUUGAAAACAAUGCAUAAUGAAACAACUAUUAGAAUUGGUUUUUGUGAUAUUUGGAAUAAUCAAGGUCUCAGUAUGUGUUAUCAGCCUCAGCCUUCAGCUCAGCUGAUGUCAUUUAGUCAAUCCUCUUCCUUGAUUAUUUCUGGAUAUCACAAAACCUCAUCCCACACCAUUUAUUGUUUAAUAUUAACAAAGUGAACUAAGACUGUGGUGGCACAGCCCCUGUACAUUAAUUUGUAAAUACUCAGUAUCUUACAUUUCAAUGGGUAAUUAAGGCAGCAGUGACAGUUAAAAGUAAUUAAGUGAACUUCAUUGAUUCCUGAUUUUCCUUUCAGUACUAGGCAAACAUCUUAGGAGCACUAUGCAAUAUUGUGCAGGUUAG
Messenger RNA from Porites lobata, 2868 nucleotides. Lineage: Eukaryota; Metazoa; Cnidaria; Anthozoa; Scleractinia; Poritidae. The record is from the annotation of a GenBank genome assembly.